GCCUCUGGGGAUGCUGGGUCUCAACUGUGUCAGGUGAUAGUCUAGGACCUCCUGUAUCCCACCUGCCCACAUGUGGUUCUUGGAGCCACCCACAUGUAGGGAGGCGAUGUGCAAAUGACUAAGCAGGAGAGCAGGUCAGGUGACAGGGCAGGAUCGCCUUGUCUUUGUAGCUGUCACUGCCUCAGGCCCACACUUUCAGGGUCAUGCUUCCCGGAUCCAACUCAAGUGGCAUCACAUAGUAGGACUGAGUGAGGGACUAGGAGGAGAAGCAGGGCUGAUGGAAUCUGACUUUCUGGAAUCUUCUACUUCAGCUCUCCUCAUCCUUCAGGAUGGCACUUGCCAAGCUUUUUAAACCCCGGAGGAAUUGGGGCUGAGCCCAGACCCAUCCCAGGUCUGAAGAAAAACAAAAGUACAACUCCUUGCAACAAUCCAAGAAACUCUCAAUUUCCCUCUCCCCAUCUGUUCUCUUUAGCACCCUUGUCCUAAGCCAGAGGUUAGCCUUUGGGGCUCUGGUCGGCUUCAUCCCUUCUGCCAGUCAACUCAAAUCUGGCCCUGAGCCAUUUUCCUGCUAUAGUGAAACAUGUUUGUAAUCUCAGCGGGACACUGAAGGUUGUAAAUUCAAAAUCAACCUGAGCUACAUAAUGACUUUGAGGCCAGCCUGGGCUACACGGGGAAACCAUGUCUCCAGGAAAACAGCUUUGAGAUUUCCCACUCCUGGACUGAAGGAAUGUGGCACUGUCAAAAUGGGUGAAGGGUAAGAGCUGGGAAAGAGAGGCAGUGCCUGCUCAGGUCAUCCUGGGCUUUCUGUUGUAACAACUGCAAACAACUUGUGUGCUGGGGGGGUCUCUAGGAGCAAUGGAGGAUUAAGGGCAGCCGGUCGCUUGGGAGUAGCUAAAUCCUGUGGGAUUCAUACUGACCUCAUGAGCCUUCAGCACUCUCCAGGUGAGAUGUGCAAGAAGGCGUUUCAGAGCCGGCAGGGCCCUUCCAGAGUUCCAGGGGCAGAGUCCUCAGGACCCUUGUGGUAGCAAGAAGCCAGUGGGGAGCAGGAAAAGACAAACCCCAGGGGGUGUUCUGCCUUCUGUUUUACCAUGGCCCUGACUAGGAGGGGUAGGGCGUGGUGGUGAGUUGCCCCGUUCCCCUGCUAACUGAGGAGGUAGUGGAAAGGUUAACUCACUGCAGGGUGGGAGUGGGUCAGCUCCAGGUCUGUACCCCUGAGGUCACCGGCAGACAAACAAGCAGGCCUCCUCCCCUGAAGGCACCGCCCGGCAGACAGCAGGAAGGGGUUAAACACGCCCGCCCGUCAUCCUGUGUCCUGUUACUGCUGAGGCAGACCUGCCUGGCCAGCUGAACAACUUUCCUCCCGAGACUGCUGGCCGGCAGGAGUCCUAGAGGCAGCCGCCAGAGGCUGAGCUCCAACCCGCUGAGGGACCCUGCUGUCCUUCAGAGGGCCCUGUGCCUCUCGGUCGAGGGUGGGGCUCCCGAGACCAGGGUCUAUGGUGGAUGGCUCUGGAGCUGCUCCCGAGGCUGUGCCAUACCCUGCAAGUCAAAGGGUCACUGCAGAGCCUGCUGGGGCUGGGGCGAGGGAGCCCACGCUGGAGCCCCAUGUGGAACCCAAGGACGCAGCCGCCCUGCUGAAAGCACGGCGGCCCAUCCUUCGAGACAGUGACCUCAAGACGGUGGCCCUCAGCCCUCUACCUCCGGCGGGGGUGGGGGCUGCCCACCUCCAAGUCCCCAACCAUGACAACCUCUGCGCUCCGACGCCAGGUGAAGAACAUUGUUCACAACUACUCGGAGGCUGAGAUCAAGGUGCGCGAGGCCACCAGCAAUGACCCCUGGGGCCCGCCCAGUUCCCUCAUGUCGGAGAUCGCUGACUUGACCUUCAACACGGUGGCCUUUGCUGAGGUUAUGGGCAUGCUGUGGCGGCGGCUCAAUGACAGCGGUAAGAACUGGCGACACGUAUACAAGGCUCUGACACUGUUGGACUACCUGCUCAAGACGGGCUCGGAGCGUGUGGCCCACCAGUGCCGCGAGAACCUCUACACCAUCCAGACACUCAAGGACUUCCAGUACAUUGACCGAGAUGGCAAGGACCAAGGCGUCAAUGUCCGUGAGAAGGUCAAACAGGUGAUGGCCCUGCUCAAGGACGAGGAGCGUCUGAGGCAAGAGCGGACCCACGCCCUCAAGACCAAAGAGCGAAUGGCCCUGGAAGGCAUGAGCAUUGGCAGUGGGCAGCUGGGCUUCAGCCGAAGAUCUCGGGGAUCCCCCUCCUCCUACACCUCCGCAUCCUCGUCUCCGCGCUAUGCCUCAGACCUGGAGCAGGCUCGGCCCCAGACAUCUGGAGAAGAAGAGCUGCAGCUGCAGCUGGCCCUGGCCAUGAGCCGUGAGGAGGCUGAAAAGCCAGUCCCCCCAGCCUCCCACAGGGAUGAGGACCUUCAGCUGCAGCUGGCUCUGAGCCUGAGCCGGCAGGAGCAUGAGAAGGGGUCAAGGUCCUGGAAGGAUGAUGACUCUCCAAUGGCCAAUGGCGCAGAACCCGCUGCCCGACGUCGACGGGACAGAGAGCCUGGGAGAGAAGAGAGAAAGGAGGAGGAGAAGCUGAAAACCAGUCAGUCUUCCAUCCUGGACUUGGCUGACAUCUUCGCACCUGCUCCAGCCCUGCCUUCCACACACUGCUCUGCUGACCCAUGGGACAUCCCAGGUCUCAGGCCGAACACUGAGCCAAGUGGCUCUUCCUGGGGACCUUCUGCAGACCCCUGGUCUCCAGUUCCCUCUGGAAAUGCUCUGUCCCAGAGCCAGCCUUGGGAUUUGCUUCCUACUCUUUCCUCCUCUGAGCCCUGGGGCAGGACCCCAGUGCUGCCUACCGGACCCCCCAUCUCAGACCCCUGGGCACCAAGCUCCCCCACCCACAAACUCCCCAGCACUGGAACAGACCCUUGGGGGGGCUCUGUGGAGACCUCUGACACCUCUGCUCUAGGUGGAGCCUCAUCCUUCGAUCCAUUUGCCAAAUCUCUAGAAUCCACAGAGCCCAAGGACAGCCAGGCCCUGGCCACGGGGAAGUCCAGCAGCCCUGUGGAGCUAGACCCGUUUGGGGACGCAAGCCCCAGUUGCAAACAAAAUGGCAUGAAGGAGUCUGAAGCCCUUGACCUGGGUGUGCUGGGGGAGGCGCUGCAGCCAGGAAAGGAGGCGCGCCCCUGCCGGACUCCGGAGUCUUUCCUGGGCCCCUCUGCCUCUACUUUGGUCAAUUUGGACUCACUAGUCAAGGCACCCCUGGCUGCAAGGACCCGGAACCCCUUCCUGACAGGUCUGGGUGCUCCGUCCUCCACUAACCCGUUUGGCUUGGGCGAGCCAGGCAGGCCGACCCUGAACCAGAUGCGCACCGGCUCGCCCGCGCUCGGCCUGCCGCCGGGGGGACCCGUCGGGGCGCCCUUGGGCUCCAUGACCUACAGCGCUUCCCUGCCCCUCCCGCUCAGUAGCGUGCCGGUCGGAGCGACCCUCCCCGCCUCGGUCAGCGUCUUCCCGCAAGCCGGAGCCUUCGCCCCGCCGCCCGCGAGCCUGCCUCAGCCGCUGCUGCCCACGUCCGGCCCGGCGGGGCCGCUGCCCCCGCAGGCUGGCACCAACCCCUUCCUCUGAGACGCUUCGGCGCCUGCGCGCGAGGCCCCGCCUCCUCGAGGGCGGUCGUGCAGGUUGAGCGUUGAUCCAGGCCUCUGUGGACCCCUGACCGACGCCGACCGAGCUAGGGACUGACCACAUCUAGGGGACGAAGACUACACCCGCCUAAUAAAGACUGGAAUCUACGUCUUCAGCUCUUA
Onychomys torridus (southern grasshopper mouse) is the source of this 3806-nucleotide messenger RNA. RefSeq names its product epsin 3 (gene Epn3). Gene Ontology annotation, molecular function: phospholipid binding; clathrin binding. The transcript has 10 exons. The record is from RefSeq and is a predicted model, not a curated record. NCBI's taxonomy places the organism in Eukaryota, Metazoa, Chordata, Mammalia, Rodentia, Cricetidae. Gene Ontology annotation, cellular component: plasma membrane; clathrin vesicle coat; endosome. Bases 1738 to 3627 code for a protein of 629 amino acids. Gene Ontology annotation, biological process: endocytosis.